AUGGCAGCUCGAGCACGUUACGUGGAGCACGUCGCUUCAGAUCCCUGCCUUUACCAGAAGUGCCGGGUACCGACUCGACUCCGAGAGGAUGAUGAAGUCGACACCGACAAAGAAGAUGGACAUGGUCCAUGGAGCGUUCCUGUUGUUCGGGUGAGCUGUGAUGAAGCCGACAGCGAGGCUACUGAUGACGAGCCUCCGAGAAAGAGGCUUCCAAGGGUGGGCAGCCGCCAGCAGCACGCGGCCGUGAGGGCACAAAGCCAGCAAUCGCAGCUGUCGUGGAUGCUGAAGUCCACCUGGAGUCAUCCUCCCCGCGUGCUGUGCGUGACCCGGCGCCACCUCCGCAAGGGAAAGUACGUGGACUUCCUCGGGGAGUACCACCUGGAUCUCAUCCAGCUGAACGGGGGGGCUGCCAUCAUGAUCCCACGCACGAACCUCACACUCCCCUGCCUGGCGGAGUACUUGCCAAUGGAUGGUUUGCUCGUGGUGGAGGGAAACGACAUCUCAGACGAGGUGCUGCGCAAGUACCGCUGCAGUGCGCCCGAGCGCCUCGAGGCAUCAGCUGCCAUGAAGUGGGCCAGCGACACCGAGUUCGACAUCUCGAAAGAUGAGCUGGAGUUUGCCCUCAUGCAAUUGGCCCUCAGCUUUGGCUGCCCGAUCCUCUCGCUCUGCCGGGGCUCGCAGAUGCUGAAUGUUCUGAGAGGAGGGACCCUCAUCGGGGAUAUCGAAAAAGACGUCCCGGGCGCCAUUGUGCACUUGAAAGAUGCAGCAGAUCCGUCAUACGACUCCUACAGGCAUCCAAUCCAGGUCCUGCCAGGCACUCCCCUGGCAUCCUGGUUCCACGACUCCCUGGUGGAUGGCAACGAGCUCCAAGUGAAUUCAUACCACCACCAAGGGGUGGCGACCCUGGGCCGAAAUUUGAAGCCCAUGGCCUACGCCCCAGAUGGAGUGCUGGAAGGCUUCUAUGACUGCCGCUACAGCCCACAAGAAGGACGUUUCACAGUAGGAUUGCAGUUCCAUCCAGAACGGAUGCUGGGAGACUAUCCCGGAUGCAAGGCAGUUUAUGACGACUUCAUGAUGGCAUGCAAGAGUUUCAAGGUACAGACCCAGGUCCUCAUCUCCCUACUGUUGCAACUGCCGCAGGUGGCAGCGGAGGUCGGCAACAGCGACUGUCAGCGAGCCAUGUUCUCUGGAACCUGGGCAACGCCCGUGUGCAAGACCACAGCAUCUCAGGCAGAACAAAGGAGCUUGCAGUCACCAGGCGCAGUGCGAGGGUCGGAGCGGCCGACCGCUGGCAGCUCGGUGGAGGUGAUCAACGCGGAGAACUUGCCGCGGGAGGACCUGUGCAUCUUUGAGGGCACCUCUGAUCCGUUCGUGGAGGUCGUCGCGACCUCCGCGAAUGGGUUCUGCUUCCGCCAGCAGAGCAAGGUGCAAAUAAGGACUCUGAACCCGAAGUGGUCCGAGGUCUUUGAGCUCCCGGUCGCCAGGACGCCAGAUGCUCUCAAAGAGGCUUUUGCCCCGCACCCGGGGCAGACGCAGCCAGGGUUCAUGGUGCUCAAGGGUAGUGCCCUUAUCGUGCAGCUUCGUCCAGCCUAUAGUCGAGGACGUGCCGUCUUGAAUGCCACAAAAAUAGUCAUCAUGAGCCAUGGCCGUCGCUUGCAGCCUUUGCUGCUCCUCCCUCUUGCUGCAGCAGUGGUGCACAUACCUCUCACUGCGAAGCAUGGGCGCCGAGGGGCACUAGGUGCGAAGUUCCUGGGCACGCAGAAUGUCACCAAUUUCGUUGCGAACGGGUGGCAAUCGGAAGCGGCACCAUCAGACGUGAACGUGCACUUGCGGAAUCGGGAGACGUUCUACACUGCAUCGAUGCAGGUCGGCACGCCGCCCGUCGCAGUGCGGAUGCUGGUCGACUCGGGCUCCAGCAACAUGUGGCUGAAGCAGCGAUCUGAAUUCAGCAUCAUGGAGCUUGACUCCGUCGACUUUGACCUCGGACUCAGGCCGCCCCCGGUGCACUUCACCUAUGGCGUGGGCGAAAUCUCCGGCGCAGCAGCGUCUGGCCAAGUAUGCCUUGGCAGUCUCUGCGUGCCACACCAGGAUUUCCUGCUGGCGCAGGUGAUCAAUCAUAUUGGCAACUUGCAGGACUUCGAUGGCUUCCUGGGCUUGGCCUUCCCGCAGAUGCUGGAUGUAGGCCGAAGGACCUUUCUCCAGCAGCUGCAAGAAGAAGGCGGCUUUCGGAACCUGGGCUUCGCCCUGUGCCUCCGUGGGGAGCGGGGCUCGAGCUCACUUUCCUUGGGGGAGGUCGAGGACCUCAUCCAGGAGUUCCGCCACUAUGCCCUUGCGCUGGAAGCAUUGCUGCUACUGUCCCUCGUUGCUUUUGGAGCGUAUCGCUUUAUGCACAUAUUUGCAUCUAAAGCCCCACCUGUGGAAUCUUCGGUGCAAGCGUGGCAAAGCUUCGGAAAGUGGGCAGUCUGCCACGAGGAGUAUGCGCCAAGAGCUGGAGUGGGAUUCUUUGAUACUGUGGAUGGUACGGAAGCCAGGCUUGCUCCCGAGCAGAUGGCUCCAAAACUUAACCAUGCCAGAUCAGUUGAAGCAGCCUCCUCGCGCAUUUCCACACAGACCGUGGAACUUACUGGGCAGCAAUUGCACUGCUCAGUAGUUGACAUGGGCAACCUACCAGACGUCGUGGUACCACCAGCACGUUGGGCCAUCUGCGGUGAGGAUGCCAGAAUCGGCUGGCAUUCGCAGUUGUUCGUCAUGAGCGGUGGGUCAUGGAAUGUGGUGAGGCAAGUGUGGCCGCAGUUUUUCGAAGUUCGAUCUCUCACAAGCUAUGUCCGUGGGUAUGAUUUUGGGUACACAUCUCGCGAAGAUCGUUACUUCACUACUAUUUCAAGGGGUUCCACACAGUCUCAUGCUGAUCCAUCCCAGGUCUGCAGGUGGCAAGGUGGCACUAGCCCCGAGCCAUCAACAACAGCUGCGUUUGUUCUGGUCAUUGAUUACGACAUUGCAGUCACCAUAGAACAAGACAUGCUUCCACAACUGUUCUCUUUGCUUAGCAGCCUUGGCGGUUACAUGUCCUUGGUAAUCUUAAUCUUUCGAUGUGCAUUUGUGCAGCGCUAUCCCGAAAGUGACAUUGCUCAGACGUUCCAAGAGCGCACGCUGUUGGGGCACCACGAACGGGGAAAUCCAGAGACACUGCCAAGUGCAAGAUGCACGCAAUCGAAUGGCGGAAGACGCAAGGGAAAGAUGUGGAGUCCUGGCUGUGCAGCCUGA
Molecule: messenger RNA, 3264 nt
Organism: Symbiodinium natans
Lineage: Eukaryota; Dinophyceae; Suessiales; Symbiodiniaceae
Source: the annotation of a GenBank genome assembly